AUGCACCGAGUCGCUGACUUGCCCAUGGAGACCACGUCUCCAGUAGCUCCAUUCACUCUAGAACCACCUGAUGAACGCCACAGUCGCGCACCAGAAUUUUACGGUUUUGUAGCUUGGACUUCUACAUCUGUCUUGUUUGUUCUGUAUGUGCUAUGGGCCCUGCUCCCAGAUGAAUAUAUCGUCUGGCUGGGCGUGGAAUGGUACCCGAGUAGGGAAUGGACUCUGCUUCUCCCGGCAUACUCCAUUGUCCUCGUACUUUUGACGUACUUUGUCUAUUUUGCUAUCGCGAUCGCACGUACACCAUCCUUCUCUGACCCCAACACUCUAAAACAGCAGGUAGAUACCAAAGCACACCACGCAAAUCAGCAUCUUAAACACGCGGAUCCGGGUGCUAUUCCUGAGCUGUACGAUAUUCCUAUCGGAAUGGUCAAUCGUGUGGUGUAUGGACCCCACCGCUCGCGAAAUGAAAUGAGACCGUCAGGAGAAAGCUCGAGCAAGGCUGACAAAGUCCAAGAAUCCCCUAAAACCCCAUAA
This is a messenger RNA of Suillus plorans, 534 nucleotides long. RefSeq names its product PIG-P-domain-containing protein. Bases 1 to 534 code for a protein of 177 amino acids. The transcript has 3 exons. Lineage: Eukaryota; Fungi; Basidiomycota; Agaricomycetes; Boletales; Suillaceae. The record is from RefSeq and is a predicted model, not a curated record.